This is a messenger RNA of Hevea brasiliensis (rubber tree), 2024 nucleotides long. Its product is annotated as probable LRR receptor-like serine/threonine-protein kinase At3g47570. The record is from RefSeq and is a predicted model, not a curated record. Gene Ontology annotation, molecular function: protein kinase activity; ATP binding; protein binding. Lineage: Eukaryota; Viridiplantae; Streptophyta; Magnoliopsida; Malpighiales; Euphorbiaceae. Gene Ontology annotation, biological process: protein phosphorylation.
AUGAAGUUUAGUAAGCGCAGCUUUUAUACAUUUGUUUGUCUGCAAGUUUUUCUUUUCUUCUCUAUUAACUUAGGAUGCCUGCAAGCCGGUGCUUCAGGAAGAGAGACAGAUAAACUUGCUUUGCUCAAAUUCAAACAAGGGAUAACCAGUGAUCCCCAUGGAAUCUUCAACUCAUGGAAUGAUUCUCUCCAUUUCUGCCACUGGACUGGAAUCACAUGUGGUCGCAGCCAUCAAAGAGUCACCUCCUUGGUCUUAGAAGGGCAGAAUCUUUUUGGUUCUGUGUCACCAUAUAUUGGCAACCUCAGUUUUCUUAGGUUGAUCAACCUCCAAAACAACAGCUUAAGGGGCGAAAUUCCGCAGCAACUUGGCAAGUUGUUCCGACUGCAGAAGUUCUUUGUCAACAAUAACUCAUUAAAUGGUACAAUUCCACUCAACUUGACUCGCUGUUUCCAGCUCAACACAAUAUAUUUACAGUGGAAUAAUCUUGCUGGAAAGAUCCCAGAAGAACUUGGCUCCCUGCCAAAGCUGGAAAAUUCUCUGGUAUUUACUGCCAAUCAACUUAGUGGGAGUCUACCUGACAAUAUUUUCUUCACUCUCCCAAAUCUUCAAGCUUUUUUAGUCGGUGGAAACUAUUUGUCUGGCCCAAUUCCAAAUUCAUUGUCUAAUGCCUCUCAGCUUCAACUUGUUGAUAUGGGCAAGAACAAAUUUGUGGGACAAGUUCCGAGAAAAUCAAGAACCAAGCCUUCUGUUGCACCCUUAGAAAUGAACCACCUUCUAAAGGUAUCUUAUAAAGACCUUUAUCAAGGAACGGAUGGAUUCUCUUGUAGCAAUUUAAUUGGUUCAGGUGGCUUUAGCUCUGUGUAUAAAGGAUUUCUACCUCAAGUCCAAACACCAGUAGCUGUUAAGGUCCUCAACCUCGAGCAAACGGGUGCCAUUAAGAGCUUCAUGGCUGAAUGCAAUUCCCUGGGGAAUAUAAGGCAUCGAAAUCUUGUUAAGCUCUUAACAUGUUGCUCCAGCUUAGAUUACAAAACAAAUGCAUUCAAGGCAUUAAUUUUUGAAUAUAUGGGGAAUGGAAGCCUAGAAAAGUGGCUGCAUCCAUGUGCAGAAGGUGAAAAUCAGAAAAGAAGCUUGAACCUUCUUCAAAGACUCAAUAUCGCCAUUGAUGUAGCAUCAGCAUUGCAUUAUCUACAUGACCUCUGUGGAAAGCCUAUCAUUCAUUGUGACAUGAAACCCAUAAAUGUUCUAAUUGAUUAAGACAUGGUUGCUCAUGUAAUUGAUAUUGUACUAGCAAAAAUCUUCUCAUUCAACAUCAAUUUAUCUAUGAGUCAAAUCAGCACAACUAGAAUCAAUGUAACCGUUGGUUAUGUUGCUCCAGAAUAUGGAAUGAGUGGUAUAGCAUAGAAAUAAGCAGAUGUUUAUAGAUAUGGAAUUCUUGUACUAGAUAUUUUAUAAGAAAGAAUACAAAAUGAUGAAAUGUUAAGAGGAAUAAAUCUCCAUAAUUUUGUAAAGGCAGCAUUGCCAAAAAGACUUUUACAAAUUGUGGAUCCAACCCUUCUCCAUAAAGAAAUAGCAAAUGAAGAAUGUGAUGAUGAUGCCACAAUGGAAGCAGAAGAAACCAAUCACCAUGAGAACUUGAGCCAUGUUACAACAAAUUUGAGACAAUGCCUAUUUUCAAUGCUUGAAAUUGGAGUUGCAUGUUCAAUGGAAUCACCAAUGGAACGAAUGAAUAUGGCUGAUGUCAUGAACAAGUUGCAUUUGAUAAAGAAAACUUUUCUGAAUAUUCAGAUGGAGGGUGAUUGAGAGGUGCUUAUCGUUUCAAGAGAAAGUCAUAUUGAAUCCAUUUCUUCUGGUUGUGAUAUAUGUAAAUGUAUCUUUCUUAACAAUUCUCCGUUGUGCUAAUAAUUGAUGCUAUACUGAAACAAAUUGUGAUACAAUUUGAGUACUAUUAAAUUCUAGUUGUGAUCUAUGCAAAUAUAUCUUUCUUAACCUUUCUUCGUUGUCAUCUUGUUUUUGUAUUUUUUUGU